AUGUCGAUUCGCAAGCUCAACGUGCAGACCUUCCCGCGCCCCCCGCUGGUCGAGAGGGCGCCCCGUCACAUUCAGAUCAAGUGGCAUGGUCAGCUCAUCGCCGACGUCCCUCCUGGUGAGGCGUACUGGGUUCUGGAGACCCAUCAUCCACCCACUUACUACAUUCCUCCCUCGCUCGUGCGCCUCCCCCUCGCGACUACUCCCAGGUCGACCUUCUGCGAGUGGAAGGGUACCGCCACAUACUACUCCAUCAUGAGCCCCAUUUCCGCCGCCGAGACCAUUUCCAACAGAAUCUGGGCCUACAACGAGCCCGCGAAGGGAUAUGAGGCCAUCAAGGGCUACCUUGCCUUCUAUGCCUCCCCUUGGGAGUGCUAUGUCGACGGCGAGCGCGCCCAGCCCCAGCCCGGUGACUUCUAUGGCGGUUGGGUCACGAGCGACGUCGAGGGUGUCGUCAAGGGCCAGUGGGGAACCUGGGAUCCCGUCCUCUAA
Molecule: messenger RNA, 489 nt
Organism: Sordaria macrospora k-hell
Lineage: Eukaryota; Fungi; Ascomycota; Sordariomycetes; Sordariales; Sordariaceae
Source: RefSeq, a predicted model, not a curated record